GCAAAGUUUCGUCCCGUCGUUCCUGUCAAACUCAGCUCCCAAACGAAAUCAAAUUUUAGUAAGGGACUGCUCAGUGCUAACACCAUUUUUACUUUUCUCGACUGCCCAAUAUAAGCGGGAGAGGGUUCUGUUUGCAGCAAACGCACCACAUAAUACACGCCGAACUGGUAGAAAGAUUAUCAGUCCACCUAGUAAGGGAACUCAUUGUCAAUACAUCUCAACCAGUUCACAGACGCUUGGGCCCGGGGAAGCGUCCUCCAGCAUGCGCCAUCUCACUGAGUCAGGGACGUCGAUUUCUAUGUUCUAUCCAAUUCAGACUGAAUUCAACGUGUCUCAUCAGUUCUCAAUUACAUCACUGCGAGUCUCGGAUACCCUGGAGCUUUGCCAGGUUCUCCUAGUGCUGCCGUUGAUCAGGCACGACCAGUUUUGCCAGCCCGGAUGGCUAAACUCCGUAGUUCUGCCAACGACAUUAGAAAAAUGAUGGUAGCGAGCUUUGCCACCCUUCGACGUUGGAAAUCUUUAUCUUUUGCUUCUGUCUCAGACAUGUCAACUCUCAAACCAAUAAUCACGAUCUGCGGGACUACGGGCGUCGGAAAGUCCAAUCUGGCCAUUGAGCUGGCUCUGAAGCUUGCUCAAGGAACACAUGGGUGGAAGGGCGCGAGAAUCAUCAACGCUGACUCCAUGCAAGUGUACACCGGAAUGGACGUAAUCACAAACAAAGUCCCAGUCGCAGAAAGAAUGGGGGUCGAGCACCUUCUCAUGGACUUCAAGCAGCCUGGGGAGCAGUACGUAGUGGGCCAAUGGAUCCAAGACGCUAUUAAGGCGAUUGACGAGACGCAUCGUAUGGAUAAGAUUCCGAUUAUUGUUGGCGGCACAUCCUAUUGGAUCCAACAUCUCAUAUUUCCGAAUCGGUUGCCCACAGUAGCGCAAUCUUUAUCGGAUUCUGUUGCACAGUCCAUCGCCAAUUUACCCCCCGACCUCCUUGAGCUAUUCAAUGCUCUUCCAGAGCAGACCCCAUCUGCAGCAUCUCACCCUGAGGAUGCAUUGUUAUUGCACAAACUUCUUACUGCGCUUGACGAACCAGUCGCUCAGCGAUGGCAUUGGAGAGAUACACGCAAAGUCAUGGGAAGCCUUCGUGUAAUUAAAGACACUGGGAAGGCCCCAAGUGAAAUUAUUCUCGAGCAGUCUAAAAUAGCGUUGGUUCCAAGGUACCGAACACUGUGUUUCUGGCUCUAUGCCGAGCCCUCUAUCUUGAAUGAGCGCUUGGAUAAAAGGGUAGAUAAUAUGAUCAAGGAAGGACUAUUGGAUGAGAUCAAAGCACUCCGAGCGAUCGCUUCCUCCUCCACAAGUAGUUCGCCUGAUGCAGUCGUCACAGAGCCAUCCGACGAAUCAGCUGUGCAACAGACUGAUUAUACUGUCGGCAUCUACCAAUCUAUUGGAUAUAAAGAGUUUCAUGAUUAUCUCGCUUCUCCAGAGCUCUCCGAGAAGCUUUUUGCGUCCGCUGUGGAGCAAAUGAAGUACGGAACAAGGCAAUAUGCGAAGCGUCAGAUACGGUGGUUAAGGAACAAGCUUCUUCCUGCUAUCUAUAGCGCAAAUGGUGGUACAGAUCAUGCAACAGCCCUCCUUCCAGUUUACCUUUUAGAUGCCACUGAACUCGGUGACCAGUGGACAUCUUGUGUUCUCAACCAAGGUGAACGUAUCAUGGAAGCUUUCCUUGACAAUGAGACAUUACUCGAUCCUCUAUCACUGUCUGAAAGGGCACGAGAGAUGCUGACGAUCGACGUCAAGCCCACGAGUCCUACAGAAGUAUUGCGAGCGCGUAAGAAGGUCGUAUGCUCUGCGUGUACCCUUGAUCCAUCACAGCCCUUCAUGGUCGAAGAUGGCUCUCAAUUGGAAGCCCACCGACGCUCCCGUGCGCAUAGAAAAUAUGCGGCGAGAGAUAAGAAAAUGCAUGGACGACCGGCCAAGCGACGCGCUACCGUCCAUAGCGACAUUCCCAGCAAAGUUGACGCUGCAGAUCAGCAAGAUCAGCAGGGCUCCAUCGUAUAGACGAGGUCUACUUCUUAUACACAUUAUGCUCCCGGUAGUUCCUGUUUGCUUAUUUAUCCCACGCAAUGAACUUCGGAGGAGGCGGGCUAAUUUCCCUGCUGUACCAGGGUCAUUAUCGAUGGGUUCCCUGUCUUGUUUUCCUGAAACAUUUUCUCGUUUAGUUUUAUCUGGAGCCAUGUUGGGUACAGGAAGCCAAAGAAGCACACCUGAAUGAGUGAACGUUGUGAA
This is a messenger RNA of Suillus plorans, 2277 nucleotides long. Its product is annotated as tRNA isopentenyltransferase. NCBI's taxonomy places the organism in Eukaryota, Fungi, Basidiomycota, Agaricomycetes, Boletales, Suillaceae. The record is from RefSeq and is a predicted model, not a curated record. Gene Ontology annotation, cellular component: mitochondrion. The transcript has 12 exons. Bases 439 to 2049 code for a protein of 536 amino acids. Gene Ontology annotation, molecular function: tRNA dimethylallyltransferase activity. Gene Ontology annotation, biological process: tRNA modification.